Ceratina calcarata is the source of this 393-nucleotide messenger RNA. RefSeq names its product U3 small nucleolar RNA-associated protein 6 homolog. The transcript has 2 exons. Lineage: Eukaryota; Metazoa; Arthropoda; Insecta; Hymenoptera; Apidae. Gene Ontology annotation, molecular function: snoRNA binding. The coding region runs from base 157 to 393 and encodes 78 amino acids. Gene Ontology annotation, cellular component: Pwp2p-containing subcomplex of 90S preribosome; small-subunit processome. The record is from RefSeq and is a predicted model, not a curated record. Gene Ontology annotation, biological process: maturation of SSU-rRNA from tricistronic rRNA transcript (SSU-rRNA, 5.8S rRNA, LSU-rRNA).
AGGAGUCCUCUCUACUGCCCUGCAACUACCACCACCACCUCUGCUCCUAAUAAUAAUCAUAAUUUAACAUCCAGAAGUGCUGUUGUCUUAUACACGUGACAAAGAUUUUUAUAUUUAUCUCAAAUUGUAUAUUUUGUUUAAUUAAAAAGCUUGACCAUGGCGGAAUUUGUUGAAAAACGAUGCGAGGAUAUGAUUCCCGAAUUAGAACAGAUGGAAAGAAUGAAGCUGUUCGACAAAAAUGAAAUUCGAGGAAUUGCAAAAAAGUUGAAAGAAUAUGAAUAUAAAAUUCAGCGACACACGAAAACUAAGGAAGAUUAUUUAAGAUAUAUACAGUACGAAAUGGAUCUUCUUAAAUUAAUCAAACAACGCCGAGGAGUAUGUUAUGAGAUUUGA